Phyllostomus discolor (pale spear-nosed bat) is the source of this 979-nucleotide messenger RNA. It is a transcript of the gene NEUROG2, whose product is annotated as neurogenin 2. The transcript has a single exon. NCBI's taxonomy places the organism in Eukaryota, Metazoa, Chordata, Mammalia, Chiroptera, Phyllostomidae. The record is from RefSeq and is a predicted model, not a curated record. Gene Ontology annotation, molecular function: protein dimerization activity. The coding region runs from base 23 to 769 and encodes 248 amino acids.
GGCUCCCGCUCCCUUCGGUAGGAUGUUCGUGAAAUCCGAGGCCUUGGAGGUGAAGGAGGAAGCGGACAUGCUGGUGCUGCUCGGCGCAGCCUCCCCGGCGGCAGCGCGGACACCACUGCCGUCCAGCGCGGACGAGGACGACGAGGAGCGAGGCGCGCCGGAAGGGGCGCGUCGGCCGCUGGGGGGCGGGCCCGGGGCGCGGCUGUUGGGCCUGGGGCACGAGUGCCGGCGGCGUCCUUCCAGGGCGCGAGUAGCUUCUCGAGGCGCCAAGACGGCCGAGACGGCGCAGCGCAUCAAGAAGACCCGCCGGCUGAAGGCCAACAACCGCGAGCGUAACCGCAUGCACAACUUGAACGCGGCGCUGGACGCCCUGCGCGAGGUACUGCCCACGUUCCCCGAGGACGCCAAGCUCACCAAGAUCGAGACCCUGCGCUUCGCGCACAACUACAUCUGGGCGCUCACCGAGACCCUGCGCCUGGCUGACCACUGCGGCGGGGGCCUGCCCGCCCCGCUGCGCCCGGAGGCCACGCUGCUGAGCCCGGGCGGCGCCCUGGGCAGCGUGGGGGACAGCCCGUCGCCCUCGUCCACGUGGAGUGGCACAGACAGCCCCGCGCCGCCCUCCUCCGCGCCCUCCACCUCCACCUCCCCCUACAGCUGCGUCUUCUCCCCCUCCAGCCCCGUGGGGUCGGAUCGGGACUGCUGGCAGCCCGCUCCACCCGACAAACGCCGCUGCGCGCCUCGCCGCCCAACGGUCCGGGAGUGCGCCUAGGCCGCGUCCCGGCCUCGCGCCAGGCCUCGCUCCCUGCUGCCCCGCCUUACCCGCCGCGCCCCUCUCUGCCCCACUUCCCGCGCCCUGGAAACCGGCUCGAGUCCAGAGCAGAUGCAGACGUCCGGCUUCGCCGCCGCCUGCCGGUCCCCCGGCGAAGGGCUUCCUUUAUUCAGACAGGCUCGGGGUUAUUGAGGCUGAGACGGAGACCGU